Messenger RNA from Vigna angularis (adzuki bean), 273 nucleotides. RefSeq names its product repetitive proline-rich cell wall protein 3. NCBI's taxonomy places the organism in Eukaryota, Viridiplantae, Streptophyta, Magnoliopsida, Fabales, Fabaceae. The record is from RefSeq and is a predicted model, not a curated record. The transcript has a single exon. The coding region runs from base 1 to 273 and encodes 90 amino acids.
AUGGCUAAUUCCCUCUUAUGUUUGGUUGUGUUGGUCCUUUUGGCUCUGAUCCUCAGCCCUCAAGGCCUUGCUGAAUCUGAGUCUGACACCUACUACAAACCACCCUAUAAGUAUAAGCCACCCGUCUACAAGCCAAAACCACCAAUUUACAAGCCAAAGCCACCAGUCUACAAGCCAAAGCCACCAGUUUACAAGCCAAAACCCAAACCAAAGCCAUACUACAAGCCCCCUUAUGGUAAGCACCCACCCGUUGAAGAAAAUGGCCACUUCUAA